Molecule: messenger RNA, 804 nt
Organism: Magnolia sinica
Lineage: Eukaryota; Viridiplantae; Streptophyta; Magnoliopsida; Magnoliales; Magnoliaceae
Product: protein DMP9-like
Exons: 1
Coding region: 134-778 (214 amino acids)
Biological process (GO): endomembrane system organization
Source: RefSeq, a predicted model, not a curated record
CCGUUGCAACUGAAAUUUUCAAAUUCAAAUCAAAAGGAGAAACCAACGUACCCACGCAUAUAAAAUAACAUCACAAAUCCUUCAACCCAAUCCUCUCUCCCUUGUCCUGGCAUCAUCGGAAUCUCGCCGGAAAAUGGAUCAAUCCGACGGAAUUCCGAUCAAAAUCUACGAGACCUCAACACAGGACGAGCCAUCCUCGUACCCCACUUCUCCAUCGUCGACCCCCGCAAACGGCCGCAAAAGACGAGCGGUGGCAAAAGGGGUACAAAAGACCCUCUCCAAGACCUCAAUGCUCGUGAAUUUCCUCCCCACCGGCACACUUCUCACCUUCGAAAUGCUACUCCCGUCUGUCUCCGGCAAUGGGGAAUGCUCUCCCGUCAGUACUAUGAUGAUCCACGUCCUUUUGGGCCUCUGCACCUUAUCAUGCUUUUUCUUUCAUUUCACGGAUAGCUUCAGGACGGCGGAAGGGAAGGUCUAUUACGGGUUCGUAACCCCGAAAGGGUUGGCACUCUUCAAAUCAGGUCUUGGUGUAGAUGUCCCAAAGGAUGACCGUUUCCGAGUUGGGUUUGUGGAUUUUGUCCACGCGGCCAUGUCGGUGAUGGUGUUCGUCGCCAUCGCUUUCUCCGAUCAUCGCGUUACAGACUGCCUCUUCCCAGGACACGUGAAGGAGAUGGACGAGGUGAUGGAAAGCUUCCCUCUGAUGGUGGGCGUCGUAUGCAGUAGCCUUUUUCUAGUCUUCCCCAACACCCGCUACGGCAUUGGGUGCAUGGCUGCAUGAGGAAGAUGGUCUACCUCUGUUUUCAU